Harpegnathos saltator (Jerdon's jumping ant) is the source of this 12917-nucleotide messenger RNA. RefSeq lists its product as uncharacterized. The transcript has 10 exons. NCBI's taxonomy places the organism in Eukaryota, Metazoa, Arthropoda, Insecta, Hymenoptera, Formicidae. Gene Ontology annotation, cellular component: membrane; cytosol. Gene Ontology annotation, molecular function: RNA binding; SH3 domain binding. The record is from RefSeq and is a predicted model, not a curated record. The coding region runs from base 583 to 12630 and encodes 4015 amino acids.
CAUGCAUAGGCGCAUUUUUACAAAGCAACUACGUUUUACGUAAACAAUAUAAACGUACUUGUGCUUCAAAGAUUGAUAUCAAAUAUAACCAUCGUGAUCUUUUGCACGGAAAUAUUUGUCAACUGUACAAGAUUUUAUCGCACAUCACCGUACAACGAAAGUAACAUCGUCGUGAAGAGUUUGCGACAAAAUAAUAGGGGCGCGAGUCGUUCGUAGUGAGAAUCGUAACAAAAACUUCGAUAUUCUCGGUAAGUCCCGAUAAAUCCUUGUGCAGGAAGAAUGAGAGGUUAGGGCAAGAAUGUCAUUUUAAAUACGUCACUUAUAACGAGAUUAGUUAAAACAUCGUUUCAACAUUAAAGGUACGUGAAAAGACAAUGAUUUUCGUUGUUUCGAGGUUGCAAAUCUUUAGAAAUCAAUCGCGAACUUGGGAAAGAGCUCUCAUCAGUUAAAUUGAUGCAGAGAUGUGCAUUCUUGAUGGUGUUGCAUAUAAGCACACUUUGUUAAACUGCCAAAGACUAUCUGGUGCCAAUCCAUACUUGAACAAAUUUAUCAAGACGAUAUCAAGAUAUUACAAAAACUGUGAUGAGUUAUCGUGGUUUUGGACGAGGGAGGGGUUAUGGACCACAUGGUACACGUGCCAAAGGUCCAUUUAUAAGACCCUGUUUUCCACCUUUCCGACAUAUGGGUCCACCCAGACCAGGAUGUCCUGGAUUAUUCAUGCCAAGACACCCAAACAAUUUUUAUCAGCCUCAGUUACGCGGUAAUCCACAAUUUAGACCUCGUGGGAGAGGAAAAAAGUUUUACAAUUAUGAUGAUCAUUUUGCUGGUCCGAAUAAACUACCUAUGAAUCCAGAUUGUGAGGAAAUUAUGCCAUUACCACCACUACCACAAGUACCACCAUCAAACAGCCAAGAAAUAGAGAUUGAUGAAACAGAUUGUAUACCACAAGUUUUGCCUUGUCCUGAGGAGGAGCAGCAAGAAAAUAUAACUGAAACAGCAGGUCAGUUGAAGCAAGAUGUAUGUUUCAACAAUGAUGAUUAUUGGAAUAAUGAUGUAUCACUUUCGUGUGAUACUAUAGAGAAUGGCUGUAUAGAGAAUGAAGAAAGUUUUAAGCUUAACAAUGAACCAUCUGAACUUGACGUAACAUAUAAUGAUUUGAAAGAUGACAUUGACAGAAUAAAUAUUGAUGAUUCAGAGCUUGAUGUCUUACAACAUGCAACAAGUGAACUUAAUCUUACAAGCAAUAUAAAUAAUGAUGUAAUAUUGGGAGGAAAUGUGGAUGGAUCUCAACUAGAGGCAAUAUCUGACCAUCAAGUGACAGAUUUUGAAAAUAUGGUGCCAGAUAAUGAAGGCAUAGAAGCAGAUAAUGAAGGCAUAGAAGGCAUAGAGCAGUCUCAUGAGCCAGUUGACACUUCUGACUAUUUGGAACAAUCAGAUCUAUGUGAAGAUAACAAUUUUGAAAAUGAAUUAUUACAAACGGACCUUCAAUGUCAGUAUGAUAUACCUGAAGAUGACAAUAUACAAGAACCGUGUAAUCAACAGCAAGAUAUCCCAGAGCAAGUUGAGACACAUUUAGAGACAGAUGCUAUACAAGAGCAAGACAUGCCUGAAAUACCAAUCUUACAGGAUAUGCCAUUUUCAUAUAAUUCUGAAGAUCAAAAUAUUAUAAAAGAAAAUGUACCACAAGGUGAAGAGGAACCUAUUGUGAAUUUAAAAGCUGAAGAAAUUGUCUUAAAUCCUCAUCUUCAAAGAAACAAUUCAAAUAACAAUGAUUGCCCAGUGUUACAAUCUACUUUAGCUAAUGCACCAACAUUAAAUAAUGCUACAUUGCAAAAUCAGCACCGAUUGCCACGAGCACAGGAAAAUUCUUUUUGCAGUGGUCCACCAAGAUUGUCACCGCAUACUGAACCGCAAUUACCUAUAGAUUUUGACCCGACUUGUCCGCCACCAAUGCUUUUGAAACAAGAACAACCAUCUGCUUUGCCUCUGUUUCCAGUGUACAAUUUGCCGCCAAUGUUUAAUCCUGCGGAACCACCACCGAAUAUGAGACAUUUAAUUAAGCCAAAUCUAACAAAUGUUCCACCAUGGAACAUUAGUGAAAAUCAGAUACCUGGCGCUUUUAAUAAUAUAGAAAUGCAUAGGGAUUUAAAUAUACCUGUAGCGUGUACGUCGCAACAGUUACCAUUAGAAAUGCCCAGCCAAAGUAAUGUCUUUCUACCACCAUCUCAUCUUGAUACAAUGAAUUUUGCUCCAGUAUUUCCUUUGAUGCCGGGUGGAAUCAAAACAAAUAUGCCACCACCAUUGCCUCAUAUACAACCAAUGACUCAUAGUGCUUACUUGCCUCGAGUUCCUUCGCCAAACGUCGUAUCGUUUUCUGAUUCAAAUCUAGAUAUAAACAAAGACGAUGGAUUGAACGAUAUAGAGGAAGCUAUGAAAUUUGCCAAACAAAUGACUAAUAUGAUAGAAGAGAAAGAAGAAAGUAUGAUUUCCAAAAGCAGUAAUUUAAUCAAGCCUAUUAAUGAAAUAGAAACUAUAUCCUUGCCUCCAGGAAAGCCGCGGAUCAAAAGUAACAAACCAAGCAAGAACAAACAAGAUGACUUGUGUAGCAAAGACGCAACAUUUGAGGAGCAAACAGCAUCAUCGGAAGAAAAUAUGCAAGAUGCAUGUUUGAAGUCUGUGGAUGACUCGCCAGUGAAAGAACAAGAUCGUCCUAAAGUAAUAUUUAAUUUAAGUAAUAAAAUGAUAAAAGUAAAUACCAACUGGCAACCAAGCACUAGCAAGACAAAAAAUCCAAAAAGAAGUUGCAAAAUACGUAGCGAAAAAAUGAAAGAGAAAAUGUUGCAAAAAAAAUUACAGAACAUUACGAAAACUACAGAAAUGUGUACAACAUCCUCAGUAAGGAGAAGAAGUGUGGGAAAUACUUCGAGACAAAAUGCAGAAAAAGUCAAAACUCUGAUGAAGAACGAAAGUAGUGUGGUAUCAUCCGUAAAACAAAAUGCUGCAGUAUCUCGCAAAAAAUUAGAAAGAAAUGUAGAAAAAUCUCUACGUUCUAACGUGUUGCCUCAAAUGCAGAGAUCACUUCGGAGUAGUGUAGAAAAGAGCGGGAAUCCCAUCUCGGAAGCUUCUUGGAAGAACAAAAUCGUCAAUCGAUUUCUGAAGAUGAGCAAAAACGAGAUCUACAAUAUGGUGAACAAUACUAGUCUACGGAAAUUUGAUGUAAUAAUGAAACGUCUAGUCAGAGAGAAGAAGCCUAUGUUAUCCUUGGAGAUGAGACACGCGCAGGAUGAGAAAAUGAAGCGGUACGAUCAACAGGAAUUCAUGAAACAACUGAACGCAAUGUUGCAACCUGGAGCCAUAGUAGAUGUCACGGAUUUGCCCACGGAAUUUAUUCAUCAUUUGAAUGAAGUAUUACAAUUGGACAUACCGUUGAACCAUAACGAUGAAUUUACGGCAAUCUCGACUAAUCAAAGUAGUCAUACAGAAAUUAUGAGCAAUGUCACUAAUGUCAUAACACAAAUCACCGAGAGUACGAGUGAAAUAGAGGCUUCAAGUUCUAGGCCUCAGGCUUCAAGUAACAUUGUCGAUCAAGAAUGCGUAAAAAACAAAAGUAAUAUAUCGAAAGUGAAUGACGAUAAAGAUGCACUAAUGCAGACACAUAAUAUUAAAAUUAGCAAUUAUACCACGAAAGGUGACGCUCAUAGCACUAAAUCUAAUAAAUCUAACGCUAGUAGUAGAUUAUCGGCUUUACAACACGAUCUAGAUGACAUAUUUUCAGAAGUGACGAGGAAAAAUCAAAUUCCCACGGCAGCAGCUCGUAAAGAUUGCAGCAUGGGACUACAAAGUGGGACUGUGCAGAAAUCUGACGAUACGACUCUAAAGAACGUCAAAAAGAAGAACUUUGAAGAUUUUGAGGAAUGUGAGAAAGAAGUGUCAUAUUGGGAAGAAGACAGAGCACGUAGGACAGAGAAUUGUGCACGUUGGAUUGAAAAGUGCGAUAAAUGGAAGAUGAAAGAGCAGGAGGAUCCGCUCGCAUACAGAAAUCUUACCAAAGAAGAAUGGGAGGCGAAAUAUGGAAUGCCAGCGAUUCAACCUACAGAACAUUCUACUACUAUUCCUAUUAUUCCUACUGCUAUUUCUACUGUUACUCCUACUGUUCUUACUGCUGUUCCAUCUGUUACACAACAGAUUAGCAUUACCGAUGACAUGAUAUCACCGAGCAGAAUGCACAUGAAAACUUUGUAUCCACGACGCCGUUAUUCGUCUGAAUCCUCGAAGCAUUCGCACGCAAAAUAUAAAACCGUCGAAGAUGACAAGUACAAUCGACACAGGCGACACAGCGAUGAGAGGAGACAAGCCGCGGGAUACUCAGAAAACAAUAAUGAUCAUCAUAAUAAAAGUCGAAGUAACAGCAGCGGCAGCAGCAGCAGUAGCAGCAGCAAUAGCAGCAAGAGUAGUAGCGAUAGUAACAGUACAAAUGUUACGAAGUUACUGAGGGUGAUCAAGGAGAAAGAGAAGGUCGCCAAAAAAAUGUCACUGAACGAGACGAUAAGGGAUGAGGUGAACGCCGAGAUAGAACGCGAACGAAAGCAGAAGUCGAAGAAAUCACGAAAAAAUCGUAAAAAUGGUAAGUCACACAAGAGGACACGUCACAAGAAAAAUAAGAAGCAAAAGAAGAAGUCGCGGAACUCUUCGGACACAUCCUCGCAGGAGAACAACGAGGAGAUACCUUUGAGAUUACUGACGGAAAGUGAGAUUAAAAAAGAGAUCAUGGACGAUCAGAUUACUAUAAACGUGAUCGUUAAAGAGGAAGUAACCACUCAGGAGGAGAAUAAUACUAAAGAAUCCGAGCCCGCGAGCACUUCGAGUCAUCGCAUGGUCACGAGGAAUAAAGCUACAUCUUUGCCUGCUGAAUCUCACAGUGGAUCGGAAUCUGCAAUGUCUUCGGCAAGAGAGAUACCAGCGACAACGGUCAGUACCAUACAAUCUUACAUUGAAGAUAUAUCAUCGACGGCUUCACCGUCACACCUUAAGACGAAGGCACAGCUGAAACAGAUGCCAGAAGCGGCUAAUACGGUUGAUAAACAAGUUUCCUUAAGCAUAGAAGGCGGUAUACCUAACGAUGGUAAUGUCCCCAAAUGCCCCGAUAUUUCGAAGAAGCAUCAUCAGGCAGCUGGUGUAAUUUGCAGCAAUCAACAUCAAGCAACCAACAUCAUCUACAGCAUAAAUGAGCCCGAAGUUUCAUCGGUGACUAAUUAUUUAACAAGCCGAAGCGAUGCAGCUGAUAAUAACGUGCAAACACUGUGUGACGAAACUAAUAAGAAUCCAAUGCAAUUAGAUGUGGCAAUGUGCGCCUCUAUCGAAAUGUCUACUGACGCUAUAAGUAUAUCAGGCGAUAAAGAAGUCUCAUCUUCUCCUGACUUAUCAAGUAAGGUAUCGACAGUCGUCGCGUCAGCAUCGCCGGUGUCAAGUGUCUCAACAGCGAGUACUACAUCUCAGAAGCAAGGGACCAGCAAGAAAAUUGACAUAAAAACCUACUAUGAACGUACGAUGCAACGUCGUAUCAACAAGCAGAACGAAACGAAGAAAUCGACAGUAGAAAGUCCCACAACGUCUCAGUCUUUGCCAUCUAUACCGAAAGCUUCUGCUGCUGCAGAGACCGAUGUAAAAAUUAACAAAUGCAUAUCAAGUUCUAUUAAAGAUCCACGAUUGAUUUAUUCCAAAAUAUCAGCCGCUGCUCUGUGUUCAACGACUGUUGAAGCUAAUACCGUGCAGAAAACACCGGAGAAAAAUAUUCAGUCGGAAGUACAGCAGACGACGGAGAACAUAUCUCCACAGAGCGGAAGUUUAAAGCACCAGGCGACGGAUAGAUCUCACUCUGUCGGAUCAGCUUCGAAACACUCUGACGAACACGACAGCGCCGCUAAGAGAAUCAGUAAACGUAAGUCGAAGGAUGAGAAGGUAUCUAGUGCUGGCAUGGAUAUCAAUCCGUCGCAAAACAACAUCGCAACGACACCGACAAGCACAUCAUCGAAGCUCAGAAAACGUCCGGAGACUGAAGAACAUACGACAGGUAAAAAAUUGCACGACAUUGUUCCACCCGACCCGAAGAAAUUUAAAAACAUUCGGUCCGAAGGCAGCAAAGAGUUGAAACUGAAAAAGGAAAUAGCGAAGGCGCAGAAGAUGAAGAAGUCCAAUUUAGCGUCAAAAUCCACGAGCAUAAUUCCGACAAAGGUGGAAGCAAAAAGUCAGACAACGCAAACAGAGGAGGCUGAUAAUACCAAUGACACGAAUAAUUCGAAUAAAAUAGAAAUUGAACGAACCAGACAGUCAACAGGUCUUUGUGCAAGUAAAGUAAGUCACGGUAAGACGGAAACAGAAUCAGUGCAAGCUUCAGAAAACACUAACGAUAAUAAUGGAAUAUUGUCGCGUAAUGUUGAUGAGGCAGAAAAAUGUUCGUUGAACUCGAAACUUACUGAAUCGAGAGACAUUAAAGAAAAUGUUACUAAUAUCGCGAGCGCUGACGCGCCAGAAUGCUUAUUUUCCAAAAUAAUGCAAAAUGAAGAAGCGUGUGACAUAACACGCGCAAGCGAUACCGCGAGUAUCAAGAUUACAAGUAAAGAAAGUAAGAAAUUACAGGUAAGGAAAGCCGACGAAAUUUCUAACGACGUGUCCGAGUCGGCAGUACGUGACAUUUACCCGCAGACCGAAGUCUCCGACAAUAUUGAAAAAACAAAUAAGGAGAAUCUUCCUUUGUCAAGUGAAAAAAUACAACAACCUAACACGACGAAAGAUAUGAAACUUUCGAGUCAGAUUAAAACUGGAAAAUUAAAUGAACGGAAUUUGUUAAAGAAUAUAAAUAAUCCAACCUCGACCGAGAAAGGCAGUAUUCCCGAGUCGGAUACGAUUUCUCGAUUAGAUGGUGUUCAAGAUGUAACAAGCAGUACAGGCAAAGCUGCGAAUAUGGACGAAGAUGCUCCUCUGUCCAAAAAAGCUAUUAAGCUGUCGACAUCUGUUGAAGAAAAUUCCGCAGAACAAAAAAUGGAGGAGAAUGUCACUUCUCCUGACAGCGUAGGUAGUCCUUUUAAAGGAUUUCUUCAGGACUCCACCAUAUCUUUCGAAUCGCCGUUGUUUGGUAUCGACAUAGAUGAGAUGAAUGCGGAUAAAGAAUUCACGACGGAUGAGAAGAACAGUAAACCCGACUUGAUGGCGAACGAGAGCAGGGAAGAUCGUCCGGAUAAAUCCUCGAGCGAGAUACUCAUGAGUACAUUGCAUGGAAAUGAUGUUAACACCGCGGGGAGUAAUGAAACCGAGAAACAAUUGAUAAGCGAAAGCGGGUACGAGACGAAUGUACAAGACAGAUUGACUGUUGAGGAAUCCGUGUUUAUCAAUGAGGAGGAGAUCCAGGGCGAAGAUUGUGCGAAAGAUUUGGCAAGUAAACUCACAAGCGAAACUGACCCUAGCUUAUCCGACGCGUUGGAUACAGCGGCUUCAGACGAGGCAUUGAGACUAACGGAAAUUCCGAGUACGGAACUUGGUAAUCAGAUGUAUUUGGAGACGAGCAUAGUCGAGGAGAAAAUGUCGUGCGAUAAGCUACUGAGCUUCGAUGCGGGCGAGCAGUUGGACAACGACAUGUUUUACUUGGACGAUCGUUUGCAAGGCACUACCGCGUUCGAUAGCAAGGACGAUGCACCGGUGCACUUCUCCGAUCAACAACGAAGUCUUCAGUAUGACAUCACGCCGACGAUCACUCCCGAAGCAAUGACCGCACCUUGCUCUGAUUUACCGCAGGUGGAAAUACCGAAGUUAACACCGAGUAAACUUAUCCAAAAGCAUAUCUCGCCCGACGUCUCGCCGACGGAUAACGAUCAUCCCAUUAGAAUGUCAAUGAAUUACUCGCCGAGCACAAUCGAUACACCGAAAACACUGAACAUCCCGACUAAAGCCGCCUUGAAGGAACCAGUGACGAAUAUCUUUACGAAGUCCCCCAUUGAUACAUCAAUGCCAACGGAGACGACUGAGAUACCAGAAAAAGUGCAACAAAGCGAGACAAACAAUCUGACUGGCCAAACACUAGCUUCGCAGUUCAAUGUAGAUAAGAAAAAAACACUGCCGCAAGAAAUUCAAAACAGUACGACCACUGCUAUGCAGGAGCUCUCUCGUGUAGAGGAAAUAUCACCGACUCGGCACAACGCGAACUGCGACGAAGCAGUUCUCAAGAAUAUUUCUAUGAAACAAAAUAUAUCGUCAACGGCAAUUGUUACCUCAGAGAAAAAUCCUCACUGCAUUGUACUACGCACUCCGGUUGUGGAACUAAGGAAAAUGAAAGAGUUAGAUCGCUUGAUGCAAAAGAAGACGCAGAAAAAAUCGGAAAAGGUUAAAGAGGCAGUACACAAGAGUCGCAAGCGCGAAAAUGCGAUUUUGCACAAGCUGGAAAGCCGACGAAUAAAAUAUCGAUCCAAGUGGCCGCACAUGAAGAACUUGGUGAGGAAACUCAGAUUAAAACAAUCUGAGAAACCCGGCAGCAGCACCAGUGAAAUAAUCUUAGCCAGAAUGCUAGAGAUCGAUGCGCAGAUGCUUGAGUUAACGAAGGAGAAGCUCAAGUUGCACGAAUUGCUGCAGAAGGAUCUUGCGUUGACUGGGAAUACCGCGUCGACUAGCAGUGUGACGCCGAAAGCAAAUGAAGACGAUAUGAUUUCUACUCGAUCCGAUACGCCACCGAAGUCACUCAUAAUCGAAGAUAAGGAAGUAGUUCAUGCAAAAUUAAACAAAACCCCGUCGUCGACGAAGCAGCCGACGAAGCAACCGACGAAGCAGCCGACGAAGCAGUCGACGAUUAAAAGAAAAAGAACCACGUCUCACAGUUCGGAAGACGAGGAGAUCGUGCGUUACACGCAGAAGAUGAAAACACCCGUGAUCAGAUGGAAAAAGAUACCGCGGUUGGGACAAACAGUCGCGGAAGAAGACCUCGAGGAGGAGGAUCACGAAAAGGAGAAAUAUAAAAAGGAAAAUCAGCAGGAGAAGAAAACGGAACAGCAGACGUCACCUCUUACAACCAGUGAGAAGAAAGUGAAUGAUCCGCUCAGCGUGCCCGAGGACGCCGUGGAGAAGCCUGAAUCUAACGCUGAAUCGGUGGUUCAUAACGAGCAAGUGCAGUCACUCAGUACGGAGAUUGGUAAGAAAGCCGAGUGCGACGUCAAUACAUCUCUGAAACGUGCGAUUUGGCCGGACAAAGAUGCGGACGAUCGAUCGAAGCCGCGAGAUUCUGUCGAGAAAGAGACCGAGGGUACAGAGCGUUCGAUUCGCAAGAGUGACAUCGACAAGAAGAGCGACGCUUCAGCGCCGGCCGAGGUACCGAGGGCGAAUUCCCAGUUAUCGAGCACACACGUGCACAGCACGCCUGAGCCCGCGUCCAUUUAUUCCGACGACAGCACGUGGGAUUCCCUGGUUCAGAACACUGCGUUUGAAUUGCACGAGAAGAGAAAGUCCACCGGGCUCGCUUUGCUGGAAGAGACGUUCAAGAAGGAGGUUGCCAUAUCGCGCAAGAUGAAAGCGAUGGCGCGCAAGCAGAAGAAGAAGCAACUGACUAACUUCCUGAAGAGCGUCAACAACUUGACAGUGGAGGAGGAGGAGUUGCCAUUGUCCAAAUUGUACAUCAGGAAGCUACAGCAGAAACGAGAUCUUUUGGAUUUGCUGGCCAAACAAAAGGACGAGCCGAUCAGCGCGGUUGUCGACUCGAAAGUUACGGAGAACGUGGAGCAAGUGAUAAACGCCGUUGCGGAAAAUCGAGUGGAUGAUCUUUACGAGGCUCAAUGCGAAACGCGAAUUUCCAACGAUAUCCCGUCGACAUCCAACGUCUCCGCCGUGUCGCAGUCUGACAAGCACCAGUUCUACGUCGAAGCCGAGGCGAACGCCAACGCGGAUUGGCCUAACGUAGAGAAAGAAGGCACGGAGAAGAUCGCGCUGCAACGGCAAGAUAAUAACGAUAUGCCCGAAGUAGAUGAACCGAAUUGCGCUUUCGCAGUCGUCAAUCAGAGCAAGGUGUCUAUCUGCAACGAACAUAACGUGGAGCCCGAUAGCAGCGUCACGCCCGAGGAGAGCCGUCACUCUACGGAUUCCAAGCAUGCGACAGAUCCUGCGGCCGUCCUGCGGAACUUCGACAUUAAAGUGUCCGUGCCUAAAAUUUUGAUAACGGAUGACUUUAGUUUAGGGUUGUUACAGAGAUUCAGCGACGCGCAGAGUGACGCCGCCAAUAGUGGUCUGGUAGAUUCUACGACACACGCGUUUGGAGUUAACGCUGAGAAACCAGAGGCGAAUAAGGAGCCGCAGAACGACAAGGUUUCGCAGGACGUUCCGCAGGCGGUCGAGUCGGUUGUGCAGGAUAACAACGAUGAGGAAAGCAAGACGAAAGCACCAGAAGAACAUCAACAGACGGUGGACGCGAACGGCAAUGAACACAGCACCGCGACAUGCAAAUCACCAAUGCAAGAGAAAACCGACAGUGCGACGAAUGCGCAAAUCGAGCCGCAGACGACUACCACGAGAUCCGAAUACUCCGACGUCACGGAGAACGAGAAUCCAAUCGACAGUGUUGCUCUCAAUAUUCGUAAUAAGGCAGCAACAGUAACCGCCGAGAUUGAGCGUGAGUCAGUUUCCUCGGAUUCUACGAACGCAAAAAUAAAUACGGAGCAAAAGAAGUCGGACGCUGAGCCUGAACAGCUUUCGAACGAUUCGAUCGUCUCGAGGCAGGAUUAUCAAAAUAUGGAGAGCGUUAAGGAAAACAGGAGCAACUCUGAGAACAACUCACGCGCGUUCGAGGAGAUUCAAGGAAAGGAUCUACGUGCCGGCAGUCCUGUCUCGGCUAAUACAGUCAGCGAGAAGUCAGAGGAGUCUAACGAGAUGCCUACCGAAGGAAAACGCAGUCCGGAUCAUACCUCGUCGUUGACGUCGUCGGCCACUCUUUCGGUUAGUAAGUCGAAAAACGCGGAAACAACUAAGAGGCUAACUGGCCGCAAAAAGAACAACAAAUCUAUGGCACUACGGAGAAGCUCUAGAUACACCAACGAGAACAUGCGACUCAACAAGGACGACGAUAACUCAAGCAGCAGCGGGCAAGAGUUACACGCGCAUGAGAGGGAUCCGGCAACACAUCGCAACAGCAAAUCGCCCACUAGGACGAUGCACGACGAUAAAAGCAACACGUUGAACACUAGGAAGCAUCGUGUUACUCAAAAGUCACAAAAUACGAGUACUCGGAGAACUCUCACUGGUGCCGAGUCAGAGACAAGAGUCGAUGAUUUGGGAUCACAGCUUACCACAACGGCAGAAUCCACUGCAUCGAGGGACAAGACCACGCUAGAUCUACCUGAAAGAAAAAGGAAACAUCAUACACGACAGGAAAUGAUGAACUGUAAAGUGACAUUGGUCGACUGCAAGCAUACUCUUCUGAAGCCAGAUGUCAGUCCCGAAGUUCUACACAGACUUGGAAUUAUUCAUGUGAAUCCUCAUGUACAAAACUAUGCGUCACUAAAACCAGAUAUUACAGUUACUCCUGCUGCGGGCGCGGAGAAAAGUUCCUCACUGAAGUCGGACAAGCCCGACGAUAAAGCUACAUUCGAAGAUGAAAACCAGCUUGAAAUCUUACACGAAAAACUGAUUACGAAGAGUAACGACGACCUCGUUCAAAUGUCUAUCUCGCAUGAAACAGAAGUGGGCGAGCAGGAGCCAGUAAGAAUGCAGUAUACGGCUCACAAAGGUCCUAUCUUAGACAUCAAGGUCUUUCAAGACUCGUUCUUAGCCGCAAGUGAAGACGGCAAAAUAUACAGGUACAGUAAGAUGUCGAAUGAGAUGCUGAAUAUCUACAAAGGUCACAAGUCUGCUGUUACCUGCCUACUUCUGUACAAGUUGUCUGCCUCAGAUGUUAAUAGUGAACAUAUGUUCUCUGGUUCCUUAGACGGCACAUUACGUUGUUACAACAUAAUGACCGGAACAUUAGUAAAAGAUCCAGCACAGAUAUACAGUCCGAUUCAGUGCAUGGAUGAAGCAUGGGGAAUGAUUUUUAUUGGUACUAAAUCCGGACACGUUUCGCGUUUCCAUAUCAAGUCUGGCGCAGUUAAAGGAAACAGCAUACAAUUUUCGGAAAAAUCUGUUCUUGCACUUAAAGCGACGAAUGAGGGACCGCGAAGAAUCCUCAUUGUAGCGUCUCGAAAUCAACCGAUAAGUAUACGAGAUGCACAAACCGGUUUGUUCCUUCGUACAAUUAGUGGCCAAAAGAGCCAUACGGUUUACAGUUUGAUGCGUCAUCAUAAUUUGAUUUAUUGUGGUACGAGUAGUACAUCGAUAAAUGUGUUUGAUUUUACAUUGGGUGAACAAACAAUUCAGUAUGAUGCUGGUGUUGGCAUCGUGUGUAUGCGACUUUACGAACAUUUGCUAUUUGCAGGCUGUUAUGAUGGCAACAUUUAUGUUUUUGAUACAACAAAUCAUAAACUAGUGUGUAGCAUACCUGGUCCAGGGAAUAUGUUAUUAAGUAUAGAAGUUGUAAAUAAUAUGAUUAUAGCAGGUAGUAAAGACAAGCGUUUACAUUCGUGGCAAAUGCCACCUCAAGUGCGUGCCUUGCUCUAUAGUAUAACAUAGCACGCUUAGGAAGAAAAAUCUUUACUUCAAAAAUAAUCAACAUCGGAAAACGGAAUCCAGUCAAUGCACAAUUCGUACGGAAUGAUAUGGGUAGGAUCCAUUAGACACUUUAAAGCGUCUUAGCUACGUCUAACACUGCGAAUAAUAUCAUUAAUCCUGUGCAUAAAAAAGAAUUCUUCAAAGCCUAUAAAGCAUCUAGUGGAUUACACCCUGAUACGAUACUAGAUACAAGUGAUACUAAAAUGAAUACCACAACAAACGAUUAAUAAAUGUCAUUUUAAAAUUUA